Molecule: messenger RNA, 4194 nt
Organism: Giardia duodenalis
Lineage: Eukaryota; Fornicata; Diplomonadida; Hexamitidae
Exons: 1
Coding region: 1-4194 (1397 amino acids)
Source: RefSeq, a predicted model, not a curated record
AUGCGCAUGGAUGACGAGCGGCUCCAGUGGCCCCCGUGCUCUGUGUUUGACAGGACUGUCUGCGAUUGCCUGCAUGAGCUGGAGAGCACAGAUGUAUACCCUUGGCAGGUUGUCUGGUAUCUCCUGCAGGUGUUCCUUCCAGACACCGCUGCACGGAUGAAGCCCUACAUGUCUUGCAGCUCCGCCAUGAUGACUAUUCUACAGCACAAAAUCGGUAGCGAACCUCUGCAAAUAAGCUUUGAAAGCCUUUCCAUUCUUCUCCAAUGCCUCUCUGGGCAGGCCUUUUUUCGUGCGCUGGAUGUACAUGCAAAGGGUUGCUCAGCAGCGUUCAGAGACCUUUUUGUAGAGGCACGGUUAGGGCUAAUCACCCUUUUGUGGGAGCAAGCUGAUGAUCAAGCCCCUUUCCUGCUCUAUGAAUUGAUGAUCCAACUGCUUAGGGCACACAGCAGCCUUUCGUUGAUUGAAACUUGCACACUGUUGUUUAUCCCUAGGGUCUCAGUAGACACAGCGCUUUUUGCACAGUUUCUUGUAGAGAUUGGCGAACUCCUUUCACCAAACCUAUCAGUAAUUGACACAAAGGAAAAACUGGUUGAGGUUGCAUUGUUACGCUCUGUGUUCUCACUUACGCUAUUGCUAUAUGCUGCAGCACCACCGACAUGUUUGAAAGCGAUCAUUUACUCUGAUCUCUUCUUGGCAACAUACCUGCCUUAUCAGUUUAUUUCACCAAUGCACUUCGCCCUGAGCCUGUGCAAUCUUUUAUUGGAGCCUACCGCUCUAUCUCUUUCCAUGCGGACAAUGAUAAGUGAGCUGAUUCUAGAAAGCCUCAAUUCUGAGCUUACCUCUACCUUGUCACUGAUGCCCCUCACCAGUGUCAUUGAGGAAGGAUCCCGCAUCUCUACCACCUGUUGUGGCGAGCUUUUAAGAAGUGCUCUAGCCUUACUUUGUUCUGAGACAUCAAGUCUUGAUGAGAGUCACGACCAAUCCACGGGCUUACUCGCUGUUUCUGCAUUUCCUUGUAUGCCAGACUACACUGCUUCCAUGACUCAUCUUUCAGCACCUUUUGUUGAGCUUUCUCUAUUGAUGAAAGACUUCAACUCUAGACCUCAUACAUCAAAUACAAAGUCUGAUGCGCUUUUUGCUGUCUCAAUACCUCCACCACUAAUGGGAGACACCACAGAGGUACUUGCCAAGCAUUUCUCAGCCUUGGCCUCCCAGAGCAUUUGGCAUCAGGCAAUCCUCUUGGCAGCAUGUUUUCAAAUAGUUGCCGGACGGCUACAUUUAGAGCCAUGCGAUGACUCAUCUAGCAUUAACCUACCUGCUCUAAAUAUUGAAGUUUUGACUACAUUUCUAGGGAGGUUAUUUGCAGCUGAAUCAGAUGCUGUUCCCUCUGCUCUCAUCAAUCUGAACUCACCUACGUUUCUUAGCAGCUUUCACAGCAUACACCACCGGCAGCUAAUCGGUGAUCUAUACUAUUUACAAAUAUCUCCACGGCUUGGCAGGAUAAAUAGUAUCAAGCUGUGGAAUCUUCUAUUAUUCAACAACGCCAAUCUGUUCUGUACUAGACCACUAGUAGUGUGUGAUAAUGAUAUUUUAAUUUCCCGAGGAAAGGCGGCCGCAGAUCUAUUAGACUUCAUGCUUUCUGGUGACAUCACCGGCAGCGAGAAAGAGAAAUCUUCACGCUGGUGCUCAAAGUGGAUGGACUAUCUCUUAGAUGUCACUAGUAUGACUGUUAGAACGAUGUCACUAAAAUCUUUGUCUUCAGAAAUACCCGUAUUCCUUAUUUUCUCAUUUACCCUGUCCUUGCAGUAUCUGUCGCACAUUUCAACAAUCUCAAAGAUGCAAUUAAAUAACCAUACGUCGGGAGCAACCAAUGAUGCUAUUACAUUUGAUACGUUUGUGAAAUAUCUUUCUAGUACAUGGACUCUAUAUGCCAAUCCGUCUAUUUCUGCAAUUCUCUUACUUGAUACAUACUCGUGUGACUUUCAUGAUGACGGACUUGUUGCUAUGAGCACCGUUUCAGUGCUGCAGACUCUUUAUCCCGUUCUACCACGAGCAGAUCUGAACUUUUAUAACAAGGUUGGAGCAUCCUUUUUAGGAACAACCAAAUCCGUUAUAGAAUUUUACAAACGCGGAGUUGCCUCGCCUCUACACGUGGUUUUUAUGCUCCUUUAUAUUAUUGUUCCAGAGGCGUUUCCACCCAUCCAUAUCCUUCUUGGUUAUCUUUUGGCAUUUUCCCUUUGUCCCACUUACCAGACUGCUCUUCCACUUAUACUUUCAACUGCACCUGGUUGUCUAGGGACGUAUCUCAUGAAUCAGGAGAGCGUACUUCUUAGCAUGCUUUAUGAGUUACAAACACGUGGCCCGUCAGGGAGCCGUUCGACUAUCUCCAGCCUCAAGCAGCGCUUAUGGCGAGCACUAGACAAGUAUGUGGCCUCCAUCCACUGCAUGACCCUCUAUGUCUCGCUCUUGAUUUACGUGUCGACAUAUGAACUAUCUCUUCUCAAAGCAGAUCAAUCAACUGGUACUAUUUCCAAUGGCGAUUCCAGUGGCGCAGAGGCACUUGAAAGGAAUCUCAAAUCUCUUCUUUUGCAACACUUAGUAGGCAUCUCCACUAUUCAGUUCACAUCAGUUAUUGCUUCACAGCGCAUCUUAUUUACCAUGAGGGCGUAUGUUAUUAGCAUGCCUGCACUGUUCCUGGAUAUCAGCGACUCUUUUCUGGAGAGAUUGCACUGCAGCUCUAUAACAAUGACCAAUUUAGUACACUGCUUUAGCACUGCUUGGGCUCACUCUCCGUUUAUAAAAGCAGUCAUAGACCCUUCGUCCUUCUUUGCCUCAUUGGUCCGUUUGGAUUUAGAACAAUAUUGUGAAACUGGGAAUAGUGCACAAACUCGCCUUUGGUUGAUUAAUUUUCCACAGACGUUUAUCUCAUCAAUAGAAGCAGUAGUAGCUUCUGGUGCACAUCUUUCUAAUGAUACUGUCUCAGACACCUUCACAGAUCUGCUUAUCAAUGUACUCUUUAUGGCCUACAACACUGAGUCCAUCUCUCGCUCACUGACUGGUGCACACACCAAUGACUUGGCAGCAAUGGAUGGUACGGCCAAUAGUUGCAUUUCAACAAGGUCGUUCUUUGCUCAUCUUUAUCAGAUACAAAUAGGGCAAUUUGUGUUGGAAUUAUUUCUCCAACUGUCCCACAUAACUGUCCUUUUACCCACCAAACUUCCCAAACAACCACAGGUUUUGGAAAACAUCAAUCUGAAGCUAGAGCCAUCCAUAAAGAAGCAAGGGUCUUCUACGCAGACAUCAAGCACGCCUUACACUGCUAACAGGUAUCUUUUGUAUCUUCAACUAGCCGAUACAGUUGCUUCACUUUGUGUUAGAGUUGCCAACUUAUACAGGUGUAAGAGCGUGUGGCCGAAGGCUAGGAUUGUGCGCCAAACUACAACAACCGUCAUUUCUGGUGUCUCCCAGGUGCUGGCUUCGGUUGACAAAGUAGUUAUAGAUACAUAUCUAUGCUAUGAACAACAUGGUCUUCAUCCGCAGCUGCAGGAAUUGUUAUGCUGCAGUCCAUCUUCCCUUUGUGAGUCAGAGAAUGCUGUUGCGCGAAUGAGGUUGUUUUGCAGUACGGAGGUUAGUGAAUCUCUGCUUGCACUAGGUGCGAUUGAAGGAGGGGCUAUCAGCUAUAUGAAAGUGUAUUGUGAUGCUUGGCGGUUGCUUAUAUGCGCUGCAUGGAUUGCAUCGUCGGUUGCUAAAGGAGCAGAUUAUAACCAUAUUCCUGCGUCGAUAGUCUUGUACCACGGUGGGCUAACUGUAUGCACAUACUGCCUUCUUCGUGGGCUCUUUCUAGCAAAAGCAAGGAAGAAUAAGUUCACAUUGCAGACAGCACUGCGUUCAUAUUCGCAAAGGUGCACCAGCGCCAAGCAUCGUCUCUCGUUAUCUCCAUUCUACAUUCCCGGCUGGCAGCCAGCCGCUACCGACGCACUGCCUCUCUUUCUGACUGCAUCUUCACCUAUGCUCCACUCAAGCCUUGCAACUCUGAGAUCAGCAGAUAUACCAUUUGCACUUGUGCACUUUUCUGGAGCAGUACAGCAUCCUGGCUCUGACAUCAUCGGGGCGCUUACUACUACGCUUUUGGCAGAAGAAGACUCUGCUGGGGAGCUCACUGUGCACAAGGUCACAGAGCCAGCGUGUAAUUGA